GCCAAUCUUAUCUUAUCUGCCAACGUGUUAUAAUCCCGAAUACGUCAGUCUCUGAACAUCGCCGGUCGCUGCUCAUCCGCGACCUCCAUGUCCGCGAGCCCAUCCAGUCCUUCUAGUCGUCGUUCAUCACAUUCAACACAUCCUCCUCGCUGGCGACGAACCAUCUCCGCGACAAAGAGCCAGCAGCCAGCCAGUAUUUCGCUAGUCUACGCGCAGCCCGAGCAAGGUUCGAAGCUGCGCUCCGCAAUUGACCAGCUACCCGCCCAUGCGCUGGACGACAACUCGAGCUCGUCGAGUAUCAUGUCGAAGAAGCGGGAGCGCUUGUCAUCGACCUCUACAGCUGGGAGAGAAACAGAUAUCGGGGAGGGCGAUGUGGACCGCAAACGCACCCGAACUCAGUCCGCGGCUGCGCAACAUCUUAGUCCAGCGUUGAUCCCACCACCUGAGGAAGAGGCUGUACAAAUUUUGCCCAUAGACGACGCAGACAGUCCUACAGCACCCUCUGACGCGUUGACAUCGCCACCACCGACAACCGGACUAUCAACGGAAACGGCUGCAGUGUCCACAGAGGCGGUGCCGUUUCCAAGCUCCGAGCGCGAGCCGAAGCAACUGUCAACUCGUUCGUCGUGGUUCGGAUCCUUGUCUCGCGCUAGAGGAAAAGACACAGUGAGAAGUGAGGAAACGCAAAGCAGGCCGACCGCGGAAGAUGCUCUCAAACUCGACCUUGAUAAGGUCAAUGAACAACCGAGAACGGAGCCCGUCUCGAGUCAAGGCGGACAGAAGGACCCGAGUGCGGAAUCCGACACAGCCCGACCGCAAUCCAUUACAAUGCCCCGGCCGCCUGUUCAGGCGUCACAGGCUACGCCUAGUCCAUCCUCCCCGGGACUGCCGACGAUUUCCGCUUCCGGCAUCGGCGCGUCUCCUUCCCUCAUGUCAGUCGACGAGGAAGUCCCUCGGGCGAGACUUGCCACAGACAGCCCGCCCAUGGAGAUGUUGCAUGCGCAGGUGCAGCCUCAGGAUGACCUAUCGAUGGGGCGCAAGCCUUCCAUGUCCGACUUGAACCCGUCGACGAGCCGUUUCACGCUGCGGAUACCUCUGCUCGGACGUCCGAAGGUCCCGUUGCAGCAGGCUGUGAAGAGUGCGGAAGUGAGUGCGCAGCUGGAUGGAGCGACGUCUGGGAGAAUUGAAGUCGCGAAGGAUGGUGUGAAGGAUGCUGCGGGUCAAUUACAGUCUUCGACAUCCGCCGGCGAGCACAAAGUUGGGGAGAGCAAUGGUGACUCAGUUCAAACUGAAGAGUCUCAGCCACCACCUGGUACACCUCUUCCAACAAAGAUUGAGCGGGCAAUGAUGAGCUCAAUCAUGGCGCCAGACCCUGAGCCACCUUCGUCUGGCGCUUCGGCUACCGAACCCAGUCCCGCGCGGUCACCAGUGUCUGAGGCGCCCUCUCCGGAAUUGUCUGCGGAUGGGCCAUCGACAUCGCCGAGGCCACCUUCUGAUGACGAGACGCCGUGGGCAAAGAGCCGGAUACGGUGCGUGCGAGUGCGGCGUGGGUGCGGGGCGGGGAUCGUCGCACGGCGGGCGUGGGGAGGUUACGUGCGGGCGCAGUGAUUGGCUGAGGGCGAAACGCAACUGGUGCCACAAGUCCAAAAAACGUCCUUUUUUCGGCCAUAGUUUCCCCUCCCCGCAGGGAGCUCGCGUAUUAUGGGUGGUCAAAACUUUUCGUGGCACGCACAAAC
This is a messenger RNA of Fomitopsis serialis, 1736 nucleotides long. RefSeq lists its product as uncharacterized. The transcript is spliced from 4 exons. Bases 88 to 1608 code for a protein of 506 amino acids. The record is from RefSeq and is a predicted model, not a curated record. NCBI's taxonomy places the organism in Eukaryota, Fungi, Basidiomycota, Agaricomycetes, Polyporales, Fomitopsidaceae.